Messenger RNA from Colletes gigas, 2598 nucleotides. RefSeq names its product probable cytosolic iron-sulfur protein assembly protein Ciao1 (gene Ciao1). The transcript is spliced from 5 exons. Gene Ontology annotation, cellular component: cytoplasm; cytosolic [4Fe-4S] assembly targeting complex; mitochondrion. Gene Ontology annotation, molecular function: protein binding. Lineage: Eukaryota; Metazoa; Arthropoda; Insecta; Hymenoptera; Colletidae. The record is from RefSeq and is a predicted model, not a curated record. Bases 201 to 1112 code for a protein of 303 amino acids. Gene Ontology annotation, biological process: iron-sulfur cluster assembly.
UCUCGUCUUGUCGAGAAUUGGUUCAUGAUUAUAUAGUACACGUGAUAUUUAACGAAGGAUAUAUUUUGUCUUAUCAUUUUUGUGUAUACUCUUUAUCAUAAUUGACUGCAAAGCAUAUAAAUACGAUUGCAACUUUUGACAAUUCAUUUCUUUACAACGUGGCAAUAAAAAAAUCUUCAAAACGUAUAUCGUAUAUAUAAAUGUUUAGACGAUAUACUGGAUUGAAACGCGGCUACAGGAUUUUAACUUCUUUCGUUAUAGUCAAAGAUUACAGUAUACCACGCACGAUGAGUGGAGCGAGUCUUAAUACAGCUGGUGUUCCUUUGACACACGUCGUGGGCGCAUUGAAAACAUUUGCCGAUUUACCGCUCGCAGCGUCUUGGGAUAACGUGGGAUUGCUCGUUGAGCCUACAGAAACAAAACUGAUCUCGCACAUUCUGCUAACAAACGAUCUGACCGAAGAUGUCAUGCAAGAAGCCCUGAACUUAAAAACCGAUAUGAUCAUUACUUAUCAUCCACUGAUAUUCGCACCUAUGAAGUCAGUAACAACUCGAACAUGGAAGGAGAGAAUCGUGGCUAAAUGUUUAGAAAACAGGAUAGCUGUGUACUCUCCACACACCACUUUCGACUCGGUGAAAGGCGGUGUGAACGAUUGGUUGGCUUCAGCAUUUGAAAAUGUGCUCGGCAGUAGCAGGCCGAUAGAAGUGGAUACGAACAACCAAGAGUAUGGUUUUGGACGAUUGUGCACUCUAAGUAAGAAAAUUUCUAUCGACGAAGCUGUGCAAUUGGUGAAACAGCGUACUGGUUUGAAACAUGUUAGAUUAGCGCGCGGUCGUCAAACAGAUGGUUCCGUUAGCACCGUUGCUCUUUGCGCUGGGUCCGGUGUGACCGUUUUAAAGAACACGACUGCUGAUUUGUACCUUACCGGGGAGAUGUUGCACCACGACGUUCUCGACGCAGUGCACAAGGGAAUCAACGUUAUACUCACUAAUCAUUCUGAUUCCGAGCGUGGUUUUCUGGAAUCGUUCGCGUGUACUUUAUUCAAUAUGCUGAACAAGUCUGUGAAAGUGAGCGUGUCCGAAAGUGAUGCAGAUCCCCUGAAAACUGUUUGAUCGUGCAAAUAGAAGGGAGACAAGUUGGCAUAAAUGUGGGAUUAAAAUUAUAUUUCUUGUACGUGAUAAAAUUUUAUUAUUAAUAUUAUAAAUUAUUCUUUCCUGUUUAUGGAUUGAUCGUUUUUAUUUCAAUCCAGUAAAUUUGAUCGGAGAAAUAUUGGGAAUUAAAUACAUAAAAGUAUCGUCGUACGUUGCGUGUUGUUUUACGCAAAUGAUCAAUUUGUAACGGAAACUAGCAUUUACAGUGGCGGUCAUUUAUUCACGUAGGAAACCAUAUUUAAAAGUAUCGAAACUUUCCUCUUUAUUGUUUCUCGGUGAAAUUUUUGUAAGAAUCAUGAAAAUCAAUACCAAUAGAAUAGUACGUAAGUAAAUGUCCGCCAUAAAACCUAUUGCUUCGUAUAAAGUGUAAAAAAAUUAAUGGAAUAAAUGAAGAUUUUUUCGUUAGGAAAUGGGAGAAGGUUCGAGUGGUAUAAUAAUAUAGUUUAAAUAUUUUCUCAAGUUUCCCAGACCAAUAUACACAAUUUCGAAAUCAAGGUAUGAUUUGCUCGCAAUUAAAUGACUGUCGGUGUACGGUUUUGUUAUAACGAGCUUACACUAAUUUCCAAUUAAUCUAUAAACAAUGUGUAACCGUUAGAAUUUUUAUUUCCUUUAUUUUGAUUACUGAAAUCUUGGUUCGUCAUUCGCCCGUUAUUCAUUGCUUCGAUGUCCGCAUUCAUUCGAUAUUCACGCAUAACGGUCACAAAAAGGAAAACGCGAUCGACGCCUCGUUGGAAACUUAUCCGAAUAAAAUACAACGGUCGUUAUUCUGGUCCGAUUCGAACGAUUUAAAUUUAGGUCCACGCGUCCAAUUUGGUUUCACAUGUCUCGCUCGACGAUGGAUGAAAAAAUUAAUUCGCUCGUGGCAGCCAUUGUGAAUAUAACUUGACUUACAGAGUACAACGUAGGUAUAGAUACGACUCUAACAACUGAUUUCUCGUUAUUAUUACGACGCUGCGUGUACACCGAUAACGAAAUGCGUAAUACACGGAUGAACACUUUAUAAAUUGCGUUUCUACAUCACCGGAUAACGGUGUCGAAGUUAUACCCCUGAGCUCAGAUGCCCAAAAUUGUUGGAUCGUGUUUAGCCGCUUUAUGUGUAUUGCAUUACAGAUAACGUGAAACUCAAGACCGAUAUUAUUUACCUGUUCUUCGACUGUCUUUCGUUUAACGUUCUCUGUGCUGCGAUAACUAGUUGUGGUUUUGCUACUACAUCGUUUAUGUUCUUCGAUCAACUAAAUCAGGACUAUGUUCUUGUUAGAAUAUAUCAAUUUAGCUGCCCUUGGAAACACAUAUCUCACGAAAAGAAGAACACAAAGAAUACCGGGGAUGUAAGUGGUACAAGCGAUCUACAAAGUUUGGCGUAUUAAUUCUUAACGAGGCUGAUCUCAUCGAUCGAUCGAAUUAUCGAAGUUCGACGUGUUGGUAAGUUUCCCUCGGAUACAGCGAC